GACCACAAGUCAAACACGGUCGAAUCGCGCUCGUAACGUGCGCGAUUUGUGGCCAUCGUAAAUCGACGGGGCAACACCCGACAACGCACAGCCCAGUGCCUGUACACAUUGUUACGUAAGAUUAGCUCGAUCCAUCAACACAAAAGUACGUGCCGUCGUCAAAAGGGUGCGAGCGGUACGAUUACGAAAAAAAACCCGUAUGGACGUUCAUCAACCGGCUUUAAAUGACCUAGUCGAACACAGUGAAGAUAAUCCCAGUUCAACUGAACUACGCAUUGCCGUUGAGGCGGAAGAACCAUCAAGAGUCGAUUGUCCGACGACCUCUGAACACAAUCGUUAUCUACCAACAUCCGAACAAUCGGAAAAACGCGGAGAAUUUUAUCAACCAGACUUAGUCAAACGUGGCGAAGAAAGUCUCAAUUCAUUCGAAGCAUCCGUUGGCGUCGAGACUACAGAAUCGAGAACCGAUCAGAUAUUCACCGAAAACAAACGUUAUCUACCGACAUCCGAACAAGCGAGAGAAAACGAAGAUUUUUGUGACAUUUACAGAUGUGAAAGUGACCCAUCAGUGUCCAGCGGAACAUCAGCAAUGACCAUACCUUCGCGCCAAUACUCGUACGGGAACCAUUUCUAUCCAACGGCUUCGGAAUCGUCUGUCGAAUUCGACGAAUGGAGUAACGCGUCGUCAACGGCACCAUCGUCAAUCGCCGAUGAAAAUCAGGAAUCGAGAGAUUACCGUUCGGCGUCAGAAAUAUCUGAAGUAAACGAAAGUGACAACGGUGAUGAUGCUAGUGUGUCCAGUGAAUCGUCGGGUAUGACUAUACCUUUGCGGCGUUCGGAAAUGUUCGACCCGGAAAACAAGCGUUUCCAUCCAGCGUAUUCUGGCCGCAAGUACCUUACGAGUGGCGGACAAGAAACGGUCGCAAGAGCCGAAUAUUCGUACAGCAAACGAUACUAUCGAACGGCUUCGGAAACGUCCGUUGAACACGAUGAAAGACGAAACGGUUCGGAGUACUGUGCAGGUGAACGUACCCAAACGCCUGAUCCGUCCACCGAAUAACCGGAUCGACUUUGAAAGACUUGAGGAUCGUUCGGAUAAGUUUGAUUACAAUUAUUGAACAGUUCCUGUAUAAUAACCCCCUAACUUUAUUUUAAUUCAAUUUUUUUUAACAUUAUUAUUUCGAUAAUAUCUUAAUACUCGAUAUG
This is a messenger RNA of Sipha flava (yellow sugarcane aphid), 1206 nucleotides long. RefSeq lists its product as uncharacterized. The transcript has 2 exons. NCBI's taxonomy places the organism in Eukaryota, Metazoa, Arthropoda, Insecta, Hemiptera, Aphididae. The coding region runs from base 200 to 1060 and encodes 286 amino acids. The record is from RefSeq and is a predicted model, not a curated record.